Molecule: messenger RNA, 4355 nt
Organism: Triplophysa rosa
Lineage: Eukaryota; Metazoa; Chordata; Actinopteri; Cypriniformes; Nemacheilidae
Product: neuronal pentraxin-1
Exons: 6
Coding region: 396-2477 (693 amino acids)
Source: RefSeq, a predicted model, not a curated record
GACACGGCUGCAUGUAUUUCUUUUUUCUUCCUAUAUAAUCGAUUUCUUAUGGAGCUGGUCGACUGGAAUGCACCGUGGCCUAACCAAAUCCAGAAGUUAAAGGAUUACUUUUAACCUGCUAAACUCUGGAGAGCCUGUGUGCCAAAGACCUCAUUAACCUGGGGGCAGAGAAUGGUCAAUCACUUCUACCACUCCUCCUCUGUUGUGUGGUAAAGAUGAAAUGUGCAUCUGGACGCUGAAAUGCGAAAGUCCUGCAUCUGAUGGAUUUAUAACCGUUGAAAGAAACCGCAGUGGACCCUUACUGUAACUGCACUUCAAAAAAGUAAACAAUGAAAUAUUUGGACAUUCGUCAUGGAUUCCUAAAUGCAUUUAUUCUUCUCCCAUGACCUCUUUUCAUGGUGCAAAGGAAUUUCAUUAUGGUCAAACCCACAAAUCAAGCCAAUAUGUUGCUGCCUUUCACAGAACACAUGUAUGGGAGAGGGAUUUUUCAUGAACUGUAUCAUCCCCCUCUCUCUUUAUUUCCUCUUCUCCUUCUAUCCUUUUUGCCCUCCAUCACAGUUAGUAGCAUGCCAGGUUUGGAAUACGACUGGGGAACACAACCCAAACUUGUUUGCAUCCCCAUCCCUGCAGAUACAGACCCGAGCUGUUUCACACCGGCUGGGGCUUCCCAUGGACCCAGUAGCAAUGGGCACGGGAAUGGACAUGGGCCCAACAGCAAUGGGCACGGGAAUGGACAUGGGCCCAACAGCAAUGGGCACGGGAAUGGACAUGGGCCCAACAGCAAUGGCCACGGGAAUGGACAUGGGCCCAACAGCAAUGGCCAGGGGAAUGGACAUGGGCCCAACAGCAAUGGCCACGGGAAUGGACAUCAUGGGCCAGUUAGCGGAAUGCCAAAUAGUCACACCAGUAGUAGUAGCCGACAUGGCAUAUCCGAUGAGGCCAAAGCAACCAUCCUUCACCUGAGGGAGAGCCUUGUACGACAGAAGGAAACCAUCCUGGAUCAGCGAGAGACCAUUCGGGAACUGACAGCAAAACUGACCCUCUGUGAGAGCUUUGGAAGAGGGCACCAUGAUGACAACCAUAACAGCCCAUCGAACCACAACUCCCAUCAUUCCUCACACCUCUAUGACAGCCACCAUGCUGAUCCACACUUCCCUCUAAAUGGGCAUCGCAAUGACCAUCAUAGAGGCAAAUCUCCAUACCUAGGCACACACGGAGGCUUCUCACCUGAACAAACAGGAAGGACUCUGCAGGCUUUGAAGGAGAGGCUGGAAAAUCUGCAGACAAGAAAUUCUUCCAGCUCCUACUCCAGUUCAUUGAAAGAUCUUCUGCAACGCAAAAUCAACGCACUUGAAGAACAGCUCCACCACCACCAUGACAGUCACCACAACACUGGUCACCACGACAGCCAUCAUGGACAUGAUGACCACCGUAAUAAUCCCCACAGCAACCAUCACGAUGAUCACCAUGAUACCCACCAUGCAAACCAUCACGAAGACCAUCACCCCACUCACAAUUAUAACCAUCAUUACAAUUACCACAACGAACGCCACAGCGACCACCACAACGAUCACCAUGACAACCAUCAGGCUGGCCAUGACGAUCACCAUGACAACCAUCAUAACAGCCAUGAUGACCAUCAUGAUGAUCACCAUGAUGACAGCCAUCAUGACAACGGUCAUCACGAUGAUGUGCAUCAAAGCAACGGUCACCAUGACGAUGGACACCAUGGCAGCGAAGACCACUAUCAACAAAUCCCAUACAAACCAACAGGCUCAAGAGCACCAGUGCGUGGAACCCACAGCAAGCUAGAAACGGUGCUUAGCAAUCUUCACAAGACUCCAGAAGCAGGCUCAAUCAAGAAGCCCAAGAAUCCCGAUGCCUUUCAGAUUGGCUUCCCAAUGCGCACCAACUAUAUGUACGGCCGAAUCAAACGCACACUUUUGAACGAGAUCUUCGCUCUGACAGUCUGUCUUUGGCUCAAAGGAGGCUCGGGACCUGGGAUCGGGACUCCAUUUUCCUACUCUGUCUCAGGACAAGCCAACGAGCUCGUCCUUAUUGAGUGGGGCAACAAUCCCAUGGAACUCCUAGUCAAUGACAAGGCUGUCACUCUUCCUCUUUCUCUGACGGACAGUAAGUGGCACCACCUCUGUGUAACGUGGUCCACACGUGAGGGCACGUGGGAGGCUUAUCAGGAUGGUGUGAAAAGGGGCUCUGGGGAGAAUCUUUCUCCUUGGCAUUCAGUCUUUAUCCUUGGACAGGAGCAGGACACUCUCGGUGGACGUUUUGACGUCACACAGUCUUUUGUGGGCGAAAUGUCAGAUCUGCAGCUGUGGUCACGUGUGCUCACUUCUGCCGAGAUCUACAACCAAGCAUCCUGCUCCAGCCACCUCACCGGUGAUGUCGUCACCUGGAGUGAGUCCAUGGUGGAACUCCACGGGGGUGUUACAAAAUAUCCAUUUGACCCUUGUCAUUAGGGAUCUACUGCCAGCUCACUCCAUCUCAAAAGAUGGUCCACAGCUUCAACUGAGUCCACUGAGUAGAUCUACCUCUGCUUACCUGCAGCUCAGCAGGUGGACAGUUAUGAAUCCAGAGGGCAAGUCUGUAUAGAAAGACUGAAUAGAAAGACUCUGUUGCAGAGAUUUAAAAGGUUGGCUAAUAGGAUUCCAGAAAGGUUCACAUAGGCCUUCGGCAUUUAACUAAGCACUUUAUUAGUUUAUGUGUCUAAGAAUGACAUGCUGCGUAUCGAUAAGCACUCAGGAUGUCAACGCUUCGUUUCAUGUUUUGGUUCACUUCCAAGCAUGAGCGGGUAAUGAAAGAACUUAAAGGGAUAGUUCACCCAAAAAUGAAAAUUCUGUCAUGAAUUACUCACCCUCUAGUUGUUCCAAACCUGAAUAAAAAGAAUGUUAGCAACUGACAGUUCUGAGGCACCAUUGACUACCAUAUAAAAAGUAUAUUUUGUGUAUUUUUUUAUUCUUUCGAACACAAAAGAAGGUAUUUUGAGGAAUUUAUGAAAGUAAACAGUUUUCGGGGCACCAUUUAAAUUUUUCCUAUUAUGGUAAUAAAUGUUUCAUAAUAAAUAUGUGAACUGUCGGUUGCUAACAUUCUUCCAAAUAUCUUUCUUUGUGUUCAACCGAACAAAGAAAUUCAUGCAGGUUCGAAACAACUAGAGGGUGAGUAAAUGAUGACCGAAUUUUGAUUUGGGUGAACUACAGUAAGUGCUCGUAGCAUGAUGAAAGAAAAAAACAAAAUCAACAAUGUUGACUUUUUUCAUGUUAAUAUAAAGGUCAUGGAAAUUCAUCUCUUUGGAUACACCUGUCUGAGUUUUAAAAGCUGAUAGUUGAAGCUUUUGUUUCACAGUACAUUUCUCAUUUAUAAUGCAUCUUCUCAGAGCCAGGACUGAGUAAGGUUUAUAACCUGAGGUGCUCUUUUAGUCUUACAAAUCAACUAAGAAAAAGAAUUAAUUCUUGUAGCAUUUUAAUAUGCAUUGAAAUUACCAUAAAAGAAAGCUGGAGGAAAUGCUUUUAUGAGCAUGUAUCAUGUUUAAACAAAUAUUUUUAAAACUGGCAUUUUUGUAUUGCUAUAGACUUAGGGGAUUUGAAGUGUUGGAAAUCAUUUUUAAUGUUUCAUAUUUAUUAUAUACACAUGGUGGUCUGUGGGAAGGUGGGCUGCUGUCAUGGCAGCUGCAUGAAAUCGUUGAGGUGUCCAUGGCAACGCAGCUUAAAGGCGGAUUACAGAGCUGAACGGCUCUAUCUGUCCCUUGUGAUUUUCUUUCAUAAUGCAUAAAACACAACAAAAACACACAUGCAGAAGGAAGAGUAACAGGUUCACCGUGCAUGCUGUGUAAAUAAGCUGUUGAAUGCACUUUAUCAUUGCUACUCUGUGAGACAUUGAUUUAUGCUUUUAUGUUGUGCUGUAGUACAAUUUGUUUGAAGGCAAGUUGUUUUUGUUCUUCAGGGCUGCAUUAAACACAUUUAUUGUUUCAGACUUUUCAACUGUAGCCAAAUGUAGCUGUUUUUUCCUCCUAUCAAAAGAUUAUUUACAGAUUUACCAGUUAGGUAAUCAUUCAAUUUAUGUACGUAUGUAUGCAUGCAUUUGUGCGUGUGUGUGUGUGUGUGUGUGUGUUCAAAAACAGACUUAAUGGAUACAUUUUUAACCAUUUAACCUCACCUUUAGUGCGUCUAUAUUUGUAUCCAAAUGCACUAAUUAGUUUAUUGUUUGUUUGUUUACUCUCUGUGAUGUAUAUACCAUAUUUUUUCUUAUUAUUUACAAUAUGUUUGGCCACCUCCUUAAUGCCUGUAAGCCAAAAAUGUAAAAGCGUGUAAGUUAUUUGUAAAUAAAGGUUUUGGACUCAU